AGCAGGGCUUAUACAGGAGGGGUAAAGAAGAGAAAGGAGAGAAGCCAGAGUAGAAACAGAGAGACCCAUAGAGGAAGACAACUAAAGGGCUUAUAUUCACAAAAUGAUUCUCAGACUGCAAAAAUGGGCCUGAUAAUUGUUAACACAAAACCAACACAGUUUUUAAUUUAACAGGAUUAUUCUUAUAUAAAGUCAGUUAUUGUUUGCCUGAUUAACUGUUGCGCUGGAACUGCUAAGGAAAACACAGGGUCGGAGGUGGGGCACCAGGAGAAAACGGGCUGCAGUCAGUUCGAGCAGGAAGCUUGAACGCAGGCUCCGAGGAGCGAUGAAGACGGCCAGGCGGGCCAGCAACUUGGAGGUGCCCUCUUUCCUCCGCCAGCUAGUCAAAGAGACGGAGAAGAUGGUCACCUUUUUCUUCAAAGGGGGGCCCAAGGAAACUGGGUCUGAGGACGAGGACAAUUUGGAUGACGACUUGAUGCCGAGCCCAUACCUGGAUCGUCCCAUCUUGGAGAAGCAUGUGUCAGAGGGAGGUUCUCAGGUGGGGGUGAACUACGCUGUGGGGAGCAUGCAGGGCUGGAGGGCUCAGAUGGAGGAUGCUCACACCUGCAUGCCCCAGCUGAAAGGAGAGCUGACAGAGUGGGGAUACUUUGCGGUUUAUGAUGGACAUGCAGGCACCACAGUGGCACAGUACUGCUCCAAACACUUGCUGGAGCACAUCCUAGCAACAGGUAGGGUCAAAGCAAACGAGGAUCCCGAGCAGGUAAAGGAGGGGAUUCGCGAAGGCUUCCUGAACAUUGAUCGCCACAUGCACAAACUGACUCGCCAGGACAACUGGGAUCGCAGUGGCUCCACUGCAGCAGCUGUGUUGACUUCGCCAUGCAACAUUUACUUUAUCAACUGUGGGGACUCUCGUACCCUGCUCUGUCGUAAUGGCCAGGUGGUUUUCUACACAGAGGACCACAAGCCGUUCAACCCCAGAGAAAAGGAGCGCAUCCAGAACGCUGGAGGCUCGGUGACCCUGCAGAGAGUCAACGGUUCGCUGGCCGUUUCCAGAGCACUGGGGGACUUUGACUUCAAGGAGGUGGACUGGAGGCCGGAGACGGAGCAGCUAGUGUCGCCCGAGCCAGAAGUGUAUGAGAUGGAGAGGACGGCCGAAGACGAGUUCCUAAUUCUAGCAUGUGACGGGGUUUGGGAUGCCAUUGGUAACGAGGAACUGUGUGCCUUUGUCCGCAGCCGUCUGCAGGUGUGCGAUGACCUGAGAGAUAUUUGCAGCCAAGUGAUCGACCUCUGUCUCUAUAAGGGCAGCUUGGAUAACAUGAGCAUCAUCAUCAUCUGCUUCCCCGGCGCCCCCCAGGUGUCCCAAGAGGCACUGCAGAAGGAGGCAGAGCUUGAGCAACAGAUUGAUAUGAAAGUGGAAGAAAUUAUCCAGAUGAUUAAGUCCAGGGAUGAGGAUCCUGACCUUGUGUACGUGAUCAAGUUCCUGGCGGCAGAAGAGAUACCAGGGCUCCCACCAGGAGGAGGCAUCACCAGCAAGCGAGACUGUAUCAUCUCUUCAUAUCAGAAACACACCGUGACUCUCAAAUCUCAGGAGGCUAUGGACACCGAAGGGUCAGAGGAGGACUCAAACUAAAAAAAGCAGUUACCAUGGAAACAGAAUCAUCACCGGCUUUACCGUCUCCAUGGCGACUGUCCUAAAUGAGAGACUUUACAUUUCAGACGAGCAUUGAACUAACAAUGAUUGUUUGUGAAAUAUAUUGUCUUUGCGCAUUUGCUUUCUGGCAAAUUAAAGUACAUUUCAAAUCAAA
This is a messenger RNA of Etheostoma spectabile (orangethroat darter), 1805 nucleotides long. RefSeq names its product protein phosphatase, Mg2+/Mn2+ dependent, 1Na (putative) (gene ppm1na). Gene Ontology annotation, molecular function: manganese ion binding; protein serine/threonine phosphatase activity; magnesium ion binding. The record is from RefSeq and is a predicted model, not a curated record. Gene Ontology annotation, biological process: protein dephosphorylation. The transcript has 6 exons. Bases 326 to 1630 code for a protein of 434 amino acids. NCBI's taxonomy places the organism in Eukaryota, Metazoa, Chordata, Actinopteri, Perciformes, Percidae.